CUUCCGUCUUUAAAAGUUGACAGCCAAGUCCAGGAAUCAGUGACGGUGGUGGAAUUACUUUUCAAUGCAUCACCACAAUGGCUCAUAUUCCUUUACUCUUAGUGCUCCCACUGUAUGUGUUAUGUAAGUUAGUGACAACUGAGUGCUACACCUAUGCAUCCAAACCUCUUUUCAUGUCUUUCUCUGACUUGGCUGCCCUUGAAGCAAACUCUCAUCCCACUCACUUUGACGAUCCCAAUGGAAACCGCACUGCCGGAGAACAUAAGAGGACAGUUGUGGUGAAAUGUCACAGGGAUAGCGUUGAGGUUGUGAUAAAAGCUCGUUUCUUUGGCCACAGAUUGCCUGUUGAGCCCAGACACUUGAGGCUUGGGCCAGCGAGUGUUUCACAAGAUCACUGCACGGCCACACUCUCUGGAAAUGGGGAGUUCACCAUCAGAGCAGCAGUGAGCGAGUGUGGAGCCAAACAAAUGGCGACAGAGACGACUGUGCUGUACAACAACGUACUGCUGUACACACCACCACUUUUACCUGAAGCGGGAGUUGCCAUUCCUGUUCAGUGUGAAUACAGAAGGAGGUACAGAGUGAGCAGCGGGGCCCUGAGGCCGACCUGGACUCCCCUGAUCUCGGCCCAGUCGGCUCUUCUCCACCUGGACUUCCACCUCAGGCUCAUGACAGAUGACUGGAGUGACGAGAGAAAAUCCUCAGUUUACUUCCUGGGUGACAUGGUCAACAUUGAGGCCUCUGUAGAUGCAGCCAAUCACCUUCCUCUUAUUCUUUAUGUGCAUACAUGUACUGCGACUCUCACCCCUGAUGUGGAUUCUUACCCAAGAUACUCUUUCAUAGACCACCAGGGGUGUUUUAUCGACUCCCUGCUGACCGGCUCCAGCUCCUGUUUCCUGCCCCGAGUCCAAGACAAACUCCUCCAGAUCCAACUGGAACCCUUCCUCUUCCUCCAGGACCACAGGCACACCGUCUAUGUAACAUGUCACCUGGAAGCAGUGCCCAUUUCAGAGAAGGACCUUAUGAAAAAGGCAUGUUCUUUUAUCAGUGGGAGAUGGAGGUCAGUGGAUGGUAAUGACGGUGUCUGUGAGAGCUGUGGCAGGGAUGAAGUCAGGGGUCACACCGGCAGGGCCAAGCCGGCUGUUCACCAGUCCAGACACAAGAGGGCACUCUGGAGCAAAACCAAGUACAGGACAAACGAGUUACAUAAGAAGACCACUAUGGGCCCGUUUGUGUUUCUCCCCUGGAGAAAUCCCAACACCGGGAACAUCAAGGAGCUCUAACAAAGUAACCAAGUCUAAUAAAUACGGUGUUCAAGUGUUUGUGGAUAUUCAUUUGAAAAUAUAAUAUAUGUUAAAUGUUGUUUGACAUGCACCACUUGCAGUAAUUUUCUGUGGUUGUCCUGCAAAUGCUGAUAAAGUGUCCAAUUUAUGCCAAGUUAAUUAUGUUCCAUUAUUUGAAAUAACUGUGCUAUUCCACCCAGGAUACUGAAAUAUUUAAAAGUACAGAUCCAUAGCCAAUAAUCAAGAGACAAAAAGAUCCCAGAUGUAAUGAGAGAAGAUGUAAAAAAAAAAAAAAAAAA
This is a messenger RNA of Myripristis murdjan (pinecone soldierfish), 1582 nucleotides long. Its product is annotated as zona pellucida sperm-binding protein 3-like. Gene Ontology annotation, molecular function: acrosin binding. The transcript has 8 exons. Gene Ontology annotation, cellular component: extracellular matrix. Gene Ontology annotation, biological process: positive regulation of acrosome reaction; binding of sperm to zona pellucida; egg coat formation. The record is from RefSeq and is a predicted model, not a curated record. Bases 78 to 1283 code for a protein of 401 amino acids. Lineage: Eukaryota; Metazoa; Chordata; Actinopteri; Holocentriformes; Holocentridae.